Motacilla alba alba is the source of this 11567-nucleotide messenger RNA. It is a transcript of the gene AUH, whose product is annotated as AU RNA binding methylglutaconyl-CoA hydratase. Gene Ontology annotation, cellular component: mitochondrion. Lineage: Eukaryota; Metazoa; Chordata; Aves; Passeriformes; Motacillidae. The record is from RefSeq and is a predicted model, not a curated record. Gene Ontology annotation, biological process: fatty acid beta-oxidation. The transcript has 4 exons. Gene Ontology annotation, molecular function: enoyl-CoA hydratase activity. Bases 82 to 465 code for a protein of 127 amino acids.
CCGUGCGUGCCGCAGCCGGUCACGUGGGCGGCAGGACCGGGGCCGCGGCCGCGACAGGCUGAGGCGGCGCCGGCAGCAGCGAUGGCGGCGGCGGCGCUGGGCGGGCUCGGCCUCCUGCGCGCCCGGCUCAAGCUCGCAGCCGCAGCGACCUCCGCCGCCCUCGGCCGAACCGGCCACCGCGCGUCCCCGCUGCGCGGAGGCGUCGCCGCCGCCGCUCUCCCCUCGACCGGGAGGAGCUACGGCUCCCAGGCGAAGGAAGAGGAGGAGCUCCGCGUCCGGUACCUGGAUGAUGAGCACAAAGGAAUUGUGGUGCUUGGAUUAAACAGAUCUCAUGCCAAGAAUGCACUUAGCAAAAAUCUUGUUAAAAUGAUGUCAAAAGCUGUGGAUGCUUUGAAAUCCGAUAAGAAAGUACGAACUGUUGUGUUCCGGAGUGAAGUCCCGGGGAUAUUCUGUGCUGAAGACUGACCCAUUCCUGAUGAGGAAGCAGGCACAAAGAAUAUGAUAGAAAAUUGGGUGGGACUGUACUCAACAGUGCAGUCUUCAAAUCAGCAUCUAAUCAACUAGGAAAUUUUAAGCUAAGAAUUACUUGUCUGUCUUCUCAUUAGUUGGUGCAAUGCCUUAGUUGAAAAAAUUAUAGAAUUUGGUUUUUGAAUUUAUUCAUCUUUCUGAAGGUUAUUCUCUGGAUGGGAAUAGAGCUUUUAAACUAAUGUAUUUAGUUCACAUGGGCCUCUCGAGAAAAGACCAGGAGCUGUCCUGGUACUUGACAGAGCAAGCUGCAUCCAGUUCCAAAACAGACCCAUGACUGCCCAAUGCUGAGUCUUUAAGAGAUGCUGGUGGCACCUCUGUGAUAACAUAUAUAUUAGAAAUUGUAAAGAACCAUGUGCAGCAGCCCUGAGAGAGGAGUGACAAAAAAAUGGAAGAGGAACAGCCCUGCAGACCCCCAGAUCAGAAGCAAGGAAGGGGAGGAGGUGUUUAAGUGCCAAAGGAGAGAUUCCCUUGCAGCCCAAAGACAGGACCAUGUCAAAGCAGAUUGUCAUCGUGGAGCUCAUGGAGGACCAAUCUGGAGCAGAUAUCCACACUACAUAUAUCCACAGGCUAUGAGGAGCCCCGUGCUGAAGGAGGUGGACACACCCUGAUGGAAUCUGCAGCCCAUGAAAAGCCCAGUCAGGAGCAGGGUCCCAUGGGAAGCAGCCUAUACAGGACCAGACGCUCUAGCAGUUGUGGCUCAUGGGGGACCCAUGCUGGAGAAGUCUGUUUCUAAAGGACUGUGCCCUGUGGAAAGGACCAUGCUGAAGCAGUUCCUGAAGAACUGCAUCUCCCGUGGGAAGUCCUGGGAAAGACUGUAUUGUGUGAGAGAGAUCCUAUGCUGGAGCAGGGAAAAAUAGUGAGGAGAAAAGAGUGGCAGGGAUGAAGUGUUAUGGUUGAAUUGCAAGCCCCAUUCCCCCUCCCUUUUGCUCUGCACAGCGGUGGGGAGGGGUGGGAGAGUUAGUAACAAAGUUAAGCCAGGAAAAAAGGAGGAAAGAGUGGUGGGGGGAAGAUGGGUUUAUUUUGGUUUUUGUUUCUCACAGUCUACCUUUUAUUGACAAUAAAUUAAAUCUAUCUUUCUUAAGUCCUGUCUUGUUUUGUGCAUGAUGGUAGUAAAUGAGUGAUCUCCCUGUCCUUAUCUUGAUCCACGAUCUUUUAAUUGUAUUUUCUUCCCUAUCUUACUGAGGAGAGAAACUGGCAGAGAGCCUAAGUUAACCUACACAUCCAGUUAUUACAGAUUUUUCAAAGUAAGAUUGAGGGAAGACCUUUAUUCUUGAAGAGCUAUGAAUUGAGGGUGGAUUGGUUAUAUAAGGUCUCAGAGGAACUUGUGUUAAAAAUAGUCUAAAAUAAAAGUAGUCAGGAAGAUUUUUCUCCAGUUGAGUGAGUAGUGACCAGAGGUGUGUAAUAAGUAUGGUAUAGAAGUUAAAGCAGAAUAACUUCAACAGGAAAGACUAAAUCUUUAACUACUUGGCUCUUUUUUUCUAUCCCUUACUUGAGGGGCAGGAUUUUUUUAAGGUUUGUGUAUGGCUUCUGUUUAGAUGACUCAUUCAUCCUACCUUGUAUGCUCUGAAGACUUGUGUAUGUGUAUGAAAUAUUGUGUGUCCUUCUCCAGUUUUUGAAGCUCUCUAAUGACAACUUCAGUUUAGUUACUCCUUUAGUAUCAAGAGCAAUGUUAUAAAAAUAUUGUAUUUCUGUCUGAGAGGGAUUCCAUUGUUUCACUGAAUACAGACAGUUUGAAUUGAAAGUACUUUCAACCAGCGUGUAUUUGUCUCCUGUGUCAAAGAUUUCUAAGGGUCUAAUGAAAGUAAAGACAACUUAAUUCAUAGCUAAUAUUACCAUAGCAUAAAGCUUUUUAAAAAAAAAAAAAGCUUCUGGUAAUUUGAUAUAUUCAGCUAUAAUGCUAGUUGUGGAUAUUUCUUUGCCAUUUUUCUUCCUUUUUUGGUCUUGAAUGAGCUGUAGACCAUAGCUUACUGUGAUUUGGGCACACAAAUAAAAAAACAAAUUUAAGAUCAGGUCAUUAGUGACAGAUAAAUUGUGAGCUCCAGCUAGAGAGUCAUCUUUCUAGCAGUAUUUUUCCUUGAUUGAUGCACUUUUGAGAUUUGCUUUUUGAAGCUGGUGAAACAACAUCUGACCGUUCUUUCUCUUCUGUGGCUUGUGACAUCUGAUAAAAAAUGGAAAUGUAAAAGUUUAUUUAUUUCAAUGAUACAAGCAUUCUUCUUUUUCCUUUUUCAAGAGGAUUGAAGCCAUCUUGAACUUGAGAUCCAUGCUAUUACUUAAAAUUGAUAAAAAAUAUCCAAAUCUGUCUUGAUUUGGUUCUCUGGUUGUCUGGUGAGCUUUGCCAAACCGAAUCAACAUUUUGUAGACAGUUACCUAUUUGAUUGAUAAUGCUAGUGCGUUGCUGGUAUAAUAUUUACCAAAGGCUGGACUCUGUAAUACAGUUAUGUGGAAAUACAGCACCUACUUCAGUUGCUGGAAAUGUGGGAUUAUUUUAUGUGAUGGAUAUCUGUCUUUAAAACUCAUUUGGAGCAACAGAAGGCUAUACUAUAUUUGGUAUCAUUCAGGUGGUUUAUGUGUUCUAGGAAGUAUACAAGCAGGAUUAAAGUGUAUCUUUGGCUAUUGGAGAACAUAGUGAGGGUGUUUUACCUGCUGAUAAAAAAUAUAUAUUUUAAUUUUUUUUUCUGUUUUAGUAGUUUAACAAGUUGCCUUGGGCUUUUAGUCCAUUGCAACAAAUGCACAGAAUUAAUCGAAAUAUUUUUUCCAGUGAAAGCCACCUAAAAUACUAAAACCAUUAAGUUCUAGGUAAAAGAUAUAUUUCUGAGGUAGUGGUAUUUGGUUAGUUCUUUUUCCAGAGGAGGAUAACAAGAAAGGGAGUGACUUGCCUAAAGCUAUGAAAAAUUAUAAAAGCAUGGAAAAAAUGGAUCAAAUUGAAUGCCUAAAAUUGUUAAAUUGAAAUAUUUGGUACAAAGUAAUUUCUUAUGUCUGGAGAAGUAGUUAUGAAUAAAUAUACAGGUGAUAAGCGAAAUUUAUUUGUUUAGACUCUGUCUAGGGCAGUCAGAAUCAUGCUGAGGGUAUCCUCUGAGUAGCUGUACAGAAAACCUAGGGAGACAAAUGUCUGAAGGAAACAGUUCCCCGUUUUUAGGUGGCCUUCCUACAUCAUGUUUAUAUUAUGUUGAGUAAAAAUUUUGGAGGUGUAGCUUGCUUUUUAUAAUGGUAAAUUGAGGAUUGGAGUCUAACUUUAGAGCUAAGACUUUUAUAACCAAAUGACAGAAAGUCAUUUAAUGAAUGAAAAUAAGUAUAAUGAUAUAGCUUACAAAUAAGUAAAUCAAGUAUUUUCCUGAACAGCUGGAGAACUUCUGAAGUUUCUUGAGAUGAUUGAAAUUGAUGCAAUGCUGUAGAUCUUUUGGAUUGUUACAGAAAUAAUAAAGAAGUCUCCAGAGUAGACAUUUUGUAGUGACGACUUGUCCAAACUUGACACAGGCAGGAAUGGUGAAUAUCUGGGAUAUGCAACUUCAGUGUAUCCCAUAAUUUAAAUAAAAGUGAUGUCUUGAUGAUUAUGAAGCAAUGAAAGGUACCUCACCUGACUACCUAGAACAUCGAAGCACACAUACAGACCUUACUUAUAAAGCUAUAAUGAGUUUUCAAACAGUAAAAUAUUUUCUGAAGCGGAUGUGCCGGAACAGACUAAAUUAAAAUGGAAAAGAUGCCCCAGAUGAUGCUGAAUAUUUUAUAUUGGGAAAACUGUUUUCUGCAGUGUCCCUAGAUGGUUAGACAACUUGUUUUCCCAUUUGUUCUUAUAAAGAGGUUCUUCUAAAGAGGUUGUGCUUUCUGGAUAUGAAAUACUUAAAAUAUUUUGAGAAUAAUCAGAAAUUAUUUUCCUUUGUUUGUCUUUUUUAAAAAUAUGCUUCUCAAAGGUUUGCUCCUCUGAUGUCUUUGCUGAUGUCACUGGCUUGUUCCAGUUUUUGCUGCUUGGGAAUGUAUGGCUGUGUAUGUGCUGCAAGCGCAAUGCCUUUCAUUUUUGAUUAAAAAAAGUUGUUCUCUACUCUUUCUAUGAGGUUUAUCCAACCCCCAAUUUCCUAGCUUGCAUAAGUUAAUGAAUUCCUAUAUUUCAUAUAGUUGUUACAGUUAGGUUUGACUUUUGGAAUAUAGUCCUUGUGGCACUGCUUAGGGCUGCUUGGGAGUUGCACUGAAUUUCAUGUGUAGGUACCCACGUGCAUCACACUUUUUUUCCCCCUCCUUUUUUAUCUUGUAUCAUUGAAGCGUGUAAUUAGAAGACUAUUGACAUACAUGACACCAUGUAAGAAAUUCCUGUAAUUGCUUACAUGUUAGAGAUGCGUAGAUGAACUUGACCAUUGUAAAAGAAAGACUUAGCUGGAAACUUGCAUAACUAUCACCAGACCACUUCUGGUGUUUGUGUGUGGAUCAAAGAGAGAGGACUGUGGAAUUCAAUGCUGCUGAAGUCUUUGAUUUGGUAGGGUAGACUGGUAGACAGGAUGCUGUGUCUGAAUAGUUUUGUUUCCAUGGAAAUGAGUAAAGUCUUCUUGAGAUUCUCCUCUUCAGAAAAAUUGUUAGUAUGGUAUAAUUUGUCAUCUUUAAGCAAGUUAUAGUCUGUAACCUGCAGGUGUAUUAAAUAUUGUUGUUUUGAUAUCUAAACCUGCAGGAAUAACUGUGUAGUCAUUGUUGGUAUCUUUAAGAUCUUUGAAGUCACAGGGCAGUUCAGAUGAGUCCUCUGAUAUCCUUGUAUAUAUCAACUUUCAGAUUUCUGUAUCUCUCUGUAGCUGUUUUGAAGUAUAUGAGUUUUUUCCUCUGUGGUUGACAUGUGUUCUAACAAAUGCAUUAGUUACUAGUGGUCUUAUCUUUAAAACUUGUACUGGGCAUGUCUGGUUCAGAGUUCACUUCCCAUGUAGCAGCCCAUAUGGUGCUGUGUUACAGAUUGGUGACCAGAACAGUGUUGAAAAGACACCACUGUCACUGAAUAGUUCUUGCACAACAUCAAGGUCUCCUAUGCUUCUCACUGUGCCAGUCAGUCAGCUGAGGGUAAGCAGGAGGCUGUGGUGAGGCACAGCUGGCACAGAUGAUGUGAAUUGAGCAGGGGGAUAUUCCGUAACAUAUGAGAUCAUACUCAGCAGUAAAAUUGGGUAGUUGUUUUUCCAAAGUAGACCUUGCUCAUGACUCAAAGAGACAUUGAUCUGCUGGUUUGGGAAUGACUGCUUUUGCAUAAUUUGUUUUCUUCUUUUUUCCCCUUGUACUUAUUAAACUGCCUUUAUCUCAACCUGCAAGGUGGGUCCCCCUCUCCCUCCCCACUGCUUUUGCGGUUCUUUUCAUGUCUCCAUCCUGCUGUGUAGUGGGAAGGCAAUUGAGUGGGGGCUUACCUGCUAUCCAGAGUCAAGCAGUACAAAACUAUGGCUUUGUAUGACAUGAAAAAUGAAAUCUGGACUCAUUAGCUGGAUUAGUUCCAAAAAUGUCCUGUAUGGUUGUGAAUACCAACAUUGCUAUAAUGCUACUGUACUCGUUUUAGUUUUACUGGAGGGAUGCUUGAAGUCCCUUUAAGCCUGUUCUGACAGGUGUUACAGACCAAGAGGGUUAUUCUUUUUCCCCAUUCUAUUUUCAGAAUACAGGGGUGAAUUCUUAAUUAAGAACUUAGUAUUUAGGGAAGUGCUCCUUAGCUAUUUUUAAUCUAAAAGUACCAUUAGCAGUCUUCUGGUGGAAACCCGGGUUUUGGAAAAAGAUUCUUUCUGUACUUCUAGCCCUUAAUGGUUAGCAGUUAGAGAAAUUCUGAGAAAUGAUUUAUGGGUAUUGUUAUUUUCACUGCUUCACAUAUUGCUUUUUUAUCUUGGCAUCUGAAGUUGUAGCACCUUAGAAUAUUAUGUAUUGGAUUAUGAAUUUGGGAUAUAUUCCUGAAUCACAAAAUAUUGUUUGACUGUCGUUCUUUGUAGAUCUUCAUCAGCAAUGUGGUUUUGCUUAAAGACUUUCAUUUCAAGUCUUGGAAUAGAGAAAAAGUUGUCUAUAUUUAAGAUAGAAAAUAUUCAAUUUUUCACUUUUUUUUUUUCUUUUUAUCAGCUCUCUUGAGAGCUGGGUUAGUAUCAUAACUGGCCAUUAAGACAAUCCAGGAACUUUAUAUUUUCAAAUUACUUGCACUUUCUGUAAUAAAUACAUUUUUAGAUUUCCAAGACAACUUUCUAUUUUUUGAAACAGAGUUUUAUAUAGUUGCCUGGAAAACACAGAGGACUGUAUUAGGUAGAGUUCUGUCUUUUUGUAAUAGCAUGUUGUUCAUGGUUUGAUAAUGAUUGUAGUGGGUUAGUAGAGGUAUUGAACGAUUGGCUGAGUCUAGCAAUAUCCUUGGAGAUAUUUAAAAGAUGUGUAGAUAUGGUGUUUAGGGACAUCAGCAAGGUGAAUUAUUGGACUUGAUGAUCUUGAUGGUCUUUUUCACCCUAAACAAUGCUCUUAUUUCAUGAUACAAGAGCCAUUUUGACAUGAUUAUGGUGGAGGCUAGCUACUUUAGUUAAUCUAAUUUUCACUGUUCAAGUCUUAGUUAAAAAGAGAGCAGUGGCAUGCUCAUGGAUAAGUAUUUUUUCCGAUCUUAAAUUCGCUCAUCUACGAUCUAUAUACAAUGGUUUAAAACUUCCUGGUUUUAAAGGGACUAAAACCAUGUGAAGAUUAUUUAAACUGGAAGUUACAGAUUAUUGAUUAGCCCUGAUCAUACUAAACUGAUAAGAUAAAUUUGGCAAGGCCCUGGUAAAUGCAUUUGUUCUUACAUGAGGAACUUAAUUCCUCUUUGUUUCUAUGAUGUACUUCUGAAUAUUUGACUUUCCACUGCAGUGUUAAAGGUCCAGAUCUCUUUCAUAAAUAUUAAGUCAAAUCAAGUAGUCACUUCCAUUUGAAAUGCUCAUUUCACAUCUGUGGGUGUUUGUCCUGUUUAUUUGUGAAGAAAGGAUGCUAGUGUUCCUCACAGUUUUCCAAGGCAGAUUGUCACAGUACAUUGUAUGAGUUAACUAAUGCCUUUUUUCUGGAAUAGUAAGUGCAUGUGGCACCUGAUUUCUUUAUUGGUGAGGGAACUGAGCCUGCUUAGCCGUUUAUAUCCUUGGCAGAGAAAACCUGCUGGCAAAAAUAAUUUGAUCUCAUGUGCUUGGUGGUAGUGUGCUGGAAAUAGAAUACAUGUGCGCAACACAUGGCAAAAAUAGUUAUUACAUGGUAAAGAAUUCUUUCCCAUUUGCUUUUGAAAAGAGUGAAUAAAAGUGGCGUGAAGCAGAGAUACUUAGACAUAUCUGAAUAUAUAACAUUUUCAUCUUAAGACAGUUUGCAACAGUUUCACAUCUGCUUUUAUAAAUGGCAUAGAAUUGGACACAGUGCACUAUGUAUAUGUGUGUUGAUUGCCACAAAUAUGAAGAAAAACUUCCAAUAAUUAAAAUUUUUUACUUUCUUCUCUUGUCUCGGCUUGCAGUUGACACUUGUUCACUUUAAGAGUACCUUUGUUGUAUAUUUACUGCAGUAAAAGAUUUUUUGGUAGCAUCUAAAUUGAAUGUGUAGCUCUUGAAAGCUGAAGGAGAAAAAAGCAACUGGAUUUACAUAAAUGGAGUAUGGAGUUGCUUAUAUAUAUGCAUGUGUAACAUCACUGUAAUAAUAUGUUCAUGGAGUGCUGCAGGAAAAUGUAGAGACCUGUCCAUAGCGAAAAUGGUUUGAAUUUUGUAUGUAGAUUUUUUUUAAUAUGUAAUCUGUGGACAUUUGUUUUGAACAUUUAAAAUUUUAUUAAAACAUUAAAAAUUUAUUUUUAAAAGUAGUACAGGUAGUAUGAAAAUGAAGAAAUUCUGAAAUUUCUAUUUUGAUUUUCUCCUUGUAAAGUUUUUACUUUUUUCCUAGUUAAGCACUGAUUCCAUGUGUGUGAUUAAUUAAUAGGAAUACAUGGGUGCUUCUCUUUAUACAGACUGGGUGACUCUUUCAUUGUCUUGCACCAAAUUUAUUAGAUAAGUAAAAGAAAUGCUGUGACUUCAAAUCAGAUCCUACCUGUCGUAACAAAAUGCAGUUCCCCCAAAUAUAUUUAAUGAUAAAAAGCUGCAUUGAUACUGAAGUUGGCUAAGAAUGAACUUCUAACACAAUUUGAGGUAUUAGAAAGCAGGCAUUCUUUAUUGCAGGUCAGGACAUAUUUGGAUGAUUUUUCCUCUAAUUGAAUGUGUGUUAUGAAACUUUACAACAGGGUAUUUAUUCCAUCGUGAUCAUACAUAUUCAUUACGGCAUACUUCCUAGGUAAUACAUAAACAUCACUUUUCCUAGAACUAAUUUGCAUGCAUCUGCCUCCUACUGGAAGUCCUUUUAUGAUCCUAGAGGCUCGUCCAUAGGAGUCUCUGGUCACUGUAUUCACUGGGUGCCCCUAAUGUUGUAAUGACUUUUCCUUGAACUUCUCUUAGGUCUUGCGCAGUUGUUUCUUGUUACAUAACUUUGCCACAAAAACCACUUCUGUUCCUCAUUAUCUGUUUAUCCACUGGAUUUCAGCUACUAGUUUACCAUCCUGUAUGUCUGCUUUUAUGUUCUUUUAUCUAAUUUCCUUGUUAGAAUUUUGAGCUUUAUUUUGCAGCUUCCAGGAACUGAAAAUUUCUAUUCUCUGUUGUCUGUCAGCAGGUAGAUAAUAAGUUGUCUAGAAUUUCCCUCAGCAUCUUCCAAUCUAAUGUAUCUAGUUCAUAUUAAUAGUGAAGCAUCAGGAACUUACUGAAUGCAUAUGGAUGGACAUAGUUUUUAAGUGAUUGAGCUCUGGGUGCAAAUAUCACCCAUCAAAUAUCUGUAUAAUUUCUUAAAUCCCUUCAGAUAGCGGGUAAUACUCCCAUGUUGGAUCUCCUUUUCCUUUCUUUCUCUAAAAGUAAUUUGCUGACAAGUCUGUUGGAUGGUCUUUCAUAAAUAGAUCAAAUAUCUCUGAAGUAUUUUAAAAUAACAAGUCCUUAGAAAAUAGAAUUCAGUUUGCAGUGUUGGUGCUGAAAAUGUAUUCAGUGGAUGGGAAAUUUUGCUAUUUACAAGCUCUUUGAUUCAUUUUUCUGAGUCAGUUUAAAGCCUUUGGUGACAGGGAGUAAGGGGAAGUACUGAUUGUGAACUGCUUAACUUGGUGUACUGACAAAUAGAAUUGCAGUUGCUGUUUUCAUGUGUGAGUUUUGUGUGAACAAGGGAUGAUUAAAAGAUGUUUCUGUUCAUUGCUCAAAUACUUACUUGUCCUUAGCUUCACCCAGAAGAACACGUUUUACUGUGUAGAAUGGGAAGACUUAGUCCUUAAGUGCUGCUGCUGUAUUAAUUUGAGCCAGAGAUGUUUCUGCAGGAAUGCCAGCCAUUUUAAUGUUUUUUGUUUGUUUGUUUGUUUUUUUUAAAUCCAAGAUUUAAGUUUUCUGAAUAAACCUAGAGUGGCUAAAGCUGUGCUCUGUAUCUUUAACCCAGAAGGUGCUUCUUUUCCCUUAUGGGUUUUCCCACAAAAAUCUGUGUUCUUCUUACCUAGUAUAGCUUGAGAAGGUGUCUAGUCAAACUCAGUUUUCACCUCCUGCAGUCUUUCUAAGGCCAUUACUUUAAAUUUUCUUCAAGUUUGUUUGCAGUCUGUUGUAUGCAGAGAACAGUUACUUUGUAAUUUGGGGACAACAGAAUGUGAUUAUUGUUGUAGAUAUUCUUUAGAAGGUGUCUGUAUUUUCAUAUACUCUAUGUAUUAUUUACAUGUUUAAAUGUUUAAACAUGUUCCACUUUAAAUGUUCCACUUUAAAUGUUCCACUGGAAGUACCACUUGCUGCAUAGCAGCACAGAUUUCAGUGUUAUUGAAUCAUGACCUGUGGGAAGUUUACAGCUAAUAUACCAUCAUGACUAAUAGAGAUUGUUUGGGAAAAAAAAAAAAAAAGAGAGGGUGAUGCCUGCGAAAUCAAGGGAAGGAAUGAAAGAAGGAAAAGUAGUGAAAAAGAAGAAAAAGAAUUUAACUCAUGUCUUUGUCUGCAUUCCAGUGAUCUAACAGUUCAAACCAUGGUUUUUUAUCAGGAAAAAAUCCUUCUUUCUUAAAUAGCAUUUAUGCUAGAAUACUGACUUCAGGACGUCUUUCUCUUCUUUUCCAUACAGCACACUUCCUCCUUUUCUGUUUACAGCUCAUAAAACUGGGUGUGCUGUCAGAAAAUAUUUUUGUAAGUAUUGCUAAUCGAAAAAGAUAAACCCAUCAGUAUCGAUUCCUUUUAAUGUUAAAACCCCAUAUCUCCCAUACUCAAAUGUACAGUAUAUGCAAAAUACUUGAGUCAGUCAUCUGUGAUAGUACGAUGAAAUGUCUUUUUGUUGAUUACUGAAUUUACUAGAAAUCAAAGUAGAGCAAACAGGUUGCUGAGACUUUUGGGUGUGUUGAUAGUUGUUUUUUUUAGUUGACAGGCUUAGUAGUAUUUACUAAGAAUAUUUGGUCUGAAUAUUCUUUUAAGGUUUGAAAAGAAAGAUGAAGAAUCUCACCAUUAGCAGGUUUUGGGAAUGUUUUCCUGUGAAUUAGAAGAUAGAAAACUAUGUGUCAGUUGUUAUUACAGGGAUUAGAUGUUAGCAGACUUUGCUGCAAAGCUGUUGCAAUUUAUACAAAUGAGAUAUGGUACUACAUUAAUGCUAUUUUUUUCAGUGGUAGUGUUGUUAGAAUAGCCAUAUACAAUUAUUCUAUUAAGUAAAUUAGUUCAAAUUUUUUGUUUAAAGAAGCAACUUUGGUGCUUAUCUCUUCAGAGGAUUUUGUUUUGGAAGAUGUAGUAUUAAUAAAAAUCACAAGUAAUAAUUUCACCAUUACUUUGGAGGUAAAGAGUAGGGUAAAAUAUUACUGUUGUGGUUGUCUAGCUUGAACUUUGCUAUUCUGUAUAAGAGUUCAGUUAUGUUUAAUGUAGAAGUUUGCCUAGUGGAGGCUGAAUUUGAAAAUGAAAAGUUUUUUGGGGAAGUUGAAGUUGAGUUUGCAUACUACCACAAUGACUAAAGAAGUACUCAAGCAUUCUGUAAUGCUUGUUGGGGAAAUAAUGUAGAAAUACAAGUGUUAUAGGAAGAAGCUUUACUUUUUUUUUAAUAAAAACCUCUGUGUUGAAUAA